Molecule: messenger RNA, 3843 nt
Organism: Danio aesculapii
Lineage: Eukaryota; Metazoa; Chordata; Actinopteri; Cypriniformes; Danionidae
Gene: swt1
Product: SWT1 RNA endoribonuclease homolog
Exons: 18
Coding region: 232-3087 (951 amino acids)
Cellular component (GO): nucleus
Source: RefSeq, a predicted model, not a curated record
GGCUACUGUAAUACAAGUGGUGUGGUGAAGUGAGCAGCUUUUACAGAUUUCAUUAUAGUUUUAUGCUCAUUCGGUUUUUAUAUUUAACAACACUCAUAUAGGUAGGUAAAUCUAUUUCUCGCUGAAGCUGAAGAGAAUACAACUAAAGCUCAAAACGUUAACGUUAGUAAUUUCGUGAAGUCCUUCAGCGACACAGAAGACCAUAAGUUGUAAACAUUUAGGGUUUUGGCGAUGGCUAGCAAGAAAUCAAAGAAGAAGAAACACAAAAAGGAGGAAAGUUGUUUAUGUGAAGAUGAGAAGGAGGAGAGAGACACAAAGCGAGUUAUCAGCUCAAAAAGCAAACAUCAUCAUCGUGUAAGUUUUGAUAAAGAUGAAGCAAAAGGAAGGAGGGCCACUGUCUCAUUGCCAGAGAAAACAUUUGAAGCAAUAUUGAACAAAAGAGAUGCUGGAGAAAGCAAGAAAAAAAGAACCAAAAAAAAUAAAAACAAAGGAACUGAGAAAUCCAAACCAGUUCUUACUUUGCCUAAUAAACAUGACAAAAAAUGUAUGAAUGUCAAAGGCAAGCAUAAAAAUGCAAGUCCUCAUAUCUCUGAAAAAAAGCCUAAAGACCAGCCUUCUUCAGAAGUGGUGGCAAAAAAGAGACAGAAGUUAGUUUCAAGAAAACCUGCAUCAGAGGAUCUCAGGUGGACACUUGCAAAGGAUGACUGUUUACUUGAAAAACUCCAGCAGAGAAGGAUGAAGCCCAUGAAGCGCCGCUUGUCACAAGAGCUUCAUGUUCAACCCAAACGAAGAAAUGUCAAAAACGGGACCGAUGUAGCACAAACAGCUCCAACAGAAAUGAGGAAAAAGUUGGUGGGAAAAAGGUCUAAAAAGAUCAACCAACCUGCUGGUGCCAGCUUGCUGGAUUCUCCUGGUAAAACCAUGAAAAACAACUCCAAAGAAGCUAUGCCAGCAGUGAAACAUGUAAGAUCCAAACCAAAAUUACUAGAAGACAUUUCACCCAAGAAGAAAGACCAUGUGAAGCAGAGAAAAGCACUUGGUGUACUUUUAAGAGAAAAACAUCCAGCUUUUUGUGGAUCUAUAGCAAACACCAAAUUCAAGAUCCCAAAGUUGCCCAGUGCUGUUAAAGCUCAGACAAACACGGAUAUAUUUAAUGUUAAUUCUUCAGACAGGAGGACUCAAAUUACCCCUCAGCCAUCUCUUCCUGGUUCUUCUCCAGCUAAACCCCAAAAUUUCCUCUUGCGGCAGCAAAUGCAGAAGCCUGAAGAGGUUUCUGCUCAAACCUCUCAUGAACUCUCUUCUCCUUGCUCGUCACGUCUUUCAUAUGUAUCUCACCAAGUCCAGCAGGUGCACACAGAUGAUAAAAGAGAGGUCACAAUGUCAGACAGUGCUUUUCGCAAUGAACAACAUAUAUCUUCCCAAAAAGCUGCCAAAACCUAUGACUUUGAUCAAGAGGUGCAUCUAGUGGAGGAGCUUCACCUGGCACGCUCUGAGAGGCGACUGGACGUCAAUUUGGAGCAAAACUGUGGAGAGCUCACCUGCAUGGACAUUGAUCCUCCAGAAGAGGGUGCCAACACCAUACCAAAAAAACAAGCCGUCCUUAUUGUUCUGGACACCAAUGUGCUGCUCAGCCACCUGGAGUUUGUGAAGAAGAUCAGGUCAUGUGGUUUUGGUGGUCUAGGAUUCCCAACAUUGCUGAUCCCGUGGGUGGUACUGCAGGAACUGGACUAUCUAAAGAGUGGUAAACUCUCCAGCAAGGUGGAGGACAAAGCAAGGCCGGCUGUCCACUAUAUCUACAGCUGCCUCAAAAACCAGGAGCCCAGACUCAUGGGCCAGUCAAUGCAGCUGGCCUCCCAAGCUGACUGUGGGCCCGGGGUUGUUAAUAAUGAUGACAGAGUCCUGCAGUGUUGUCUGCAGUACCAAGCUCUAUACCCAGAGGGAGCUCUAGUUCUUUGCACCAAUGAUAAGAACUUGUGUAGCAAGGCUCUGCUCAGUGGGGUGAAGGCCUAUAGUAAGGCAGACUUGGUAAAUGAGGCAGAGGGAGCCACAUCUAAAAUCUUGGAACCAGAUCUACAAUACUUUUAUGCUCACCCUGCUGUGAUAUCCCCAGCUAGACCUUUAGAGAAAGCAGAGAAGCAAGGAUCACAAGACAACAGAAACAGCAUUGUGGUGGAUGAACAAGAGUUGAGCGAGUAUGUGUCUUUGCUGGAGUCCUGCCUUCAGGCGGCGCUCUCUGAGGUACUAACAGAGGAGAUGAAUGCAGCCUAUGGAGAUCUGUGGACUGAGAUAGUGUACGUGAAACCUCCCUGGAGUCUGGAGGGGCUGCUGAAGUGUUUUAAGAAGCACUGGAUCGCCGUCUUCGGACUCAUUAUCAAUAGAAGCCUGCUCAGCUGUGUGGAAAUGCUCAAUGACUGUCUCUGUUCAGACAGGUCUGUAGAGCACACAUCUGUUCUUAGUGCUGUGAGUUUGGCUACAGAGCUGCUGUCUGCACUCUCUGGCAGAUCUCAGUACAACGGUCACGUAGCUCAUGCUCUUUCUACACUUCACACACUACAGCAAAGAUUACAGUCUCCAAAAGCUCCAUUAGAAAGUGGCGAAGCUGAUGAUGAGGACUCUCUGAUGGCAGAAAUAGAGGAAGAUGCAGCUUUACCUCCUUCCACAUCCCAUCAGGAGGUUUGGGCGUUGUUUGAGAGCAUCUGGAACAACGUGUGUCAGAUAAGUACAUCUUUGUUCUCAGCACUCCACUAUACUCCAGGAACCACUGAGUCCAGCCUGCGAUCUACCUCACCCCCACCUCAGGAAGCUCUGUCAUGCCUACAAAGGCUCUCCGCUGCACUAAAACAGCUACUGGAGGCUCUUCAGAGGCUGUUAUCUGCAGACAGCAGUGUUCAGGAUGCACAGACACUUCUGUCCUUCAUUGAGACUAGUGAGAUUGCUGCCAUGGAACCACGUUUCACUGCCAGGAGCCUGUUUGACUGCGUGUCUCAACAGGAAUACCGGGAGAAGCUGUGUGUGGGUGGAGCGCAGCUGUCUGAGCUGUGUGUGAAUCUGGAUCAGUGUGCUGCUGCUGUGAGAUCCUGGCCCUGAUUUACCACCACACACUUUCCAGGUUUGGACUCAGACAAGACUCUUUUGGACUGACCUGGUUUUGCAGGCUCAUAAUCUACUGGAACCAAACCUACUGACCAACGUACUGAUCCCUCCGUCGGUGUGUCAGUCACAUGACUCUGACGUAUAAUGCAUCUCAGAAAAAAAGGGCUGUCGGUCAGAAUAGACAAGAUCUCAAGUUUUAGUUAGAAGCUUCAGUAUAUUUUUAAUUGCUUUAUUUAUUUACUUCAUGUUUACUUUAAGUAUUAUAAGUAUAUAGUACUUAACUGUGCACCGUUUUAGUGAUAAUUAAAAAAUGUUUUUAGGUUUGUUAUUGGUUUUGGUUGGUUAUACUACAUAGAAAAAGAGAGACAAUUCAUUGUUGCAAGAAAUCCCUCUGAUGUCCAUGAGCUGUUGUGGUUAAUGUUUGCUCUGAGAGUUAUGAAGGUAUUUAUGACCCUGUUUAUUUUCUCUUUUAUGUCUAUUAGCUACCCUUCUAGAAACUAUCCUGAAAUCCCUUAGUUUGUUCCACGAUUCAAAGGUAUGAUUUGUCCCAAAAUCAAUAAAUAUAGACAUUUUAGGUCUAAUAAGCUGCUAUUUUUUAUUCUUAUCUAGUUUUGCUCAUGCACUAAAUGCCAGUAUACAUGAACCUCAGCAUAAUAAUUCAUGACAGAUUGUUUUGUAUCAAGAUUUCAUGUGAAGUGGUAUCAGUGGCACGGUUCUGUGUGUAUUAAUGUGAAAAAGAAUAAUAUAUUU